CCGCAGUCUGGGUUUUCUCUCCUUGGCUCGCUCGCGCCCCUCCUCUUCCCUUCCUGGGCUCUUCCCGCCGCCUCACCCGGUCUGUCCUCUUCUCCAGUCGGGCCGGGCGGGUCCGCACCCUGGGCAUCUCAGGCCGUGAGACCGCCCACAGUGGUCACACCCUUUCCAGAACUUCUUGGCUGGUAACCGCGGAGCCGACUGGAAGCAAGAGGUGGGAGGACUGGAGAAAACCGCUCUAAUCUGACUUGACUCUAGCUGGGAGCUGACGUUGCAUGUAAUAACAACAUUUACAGGCUCUGGAGUGACUUGUCUCAGAUCCCUCCAGAACUGAGCCCUUUGCUGGACCCAUGCCCCAGCCUGUGCGCCCAAGACCAGGUGGAUAACACUCCUCGUGCCUGUGACCCAGAACCCUGACUGACCACCCUGAAGCAGGAUGCUCCAGCAGGUGAAUGGCCACAGUUCAAACCCUGAUGCCCAUGGCAGGAAACCCCUCAGAGAAGACCUGCAGGAGUUCCUGGGCCAGGAUGCCCCACUGCUCUUGCUGGAUGACCUCACCAAGGUGAAUCCUGUGACGCUGGAGACAGUCCUGAGGUGUUUGCAGGCCCGGUACAUGGCAGACACAUUCUACACCAAUGCUGGCUGCACCCUGGUGGCUCUGAACCCCUUCAAGCCUGUCCCUCAGCUCUACUCGCCAGAGCUGAUGAGACAGUACCAUGCUGCUCCUCAGCCCCAGAAACUGAAGCCCCACAUCUUCGGUGUGGGUGAACAGACCUACAGGAAUGUCAAGAGCCUGAUCGAGCCAGUCAACCAGUCUAUCGUUGUCAGUGGAGAGAGUGGUGCUGGAAAGACAUGGACAUCCCGCUGCCUGAUGAAGUUCUACGCUGUGGUGGCUGCCUCACCCACAUCCUGGGAGAGCCACAGGAUUGCAGAGAGGAUCGAGCAACGAAUCUUGAACUCCAACCCUGUCAUGGAAGCUUUUGGGAACGCGUGCACCCUGAGGAAUAACAACAGCAGUCGCUUUGGAAAGUUCAUCCAGCUUCAACUGAACAGGACCCAGCAGAUGACUGGAGCUGCAGUCCAGACCUACCUCCUAGAGAAAACUCGAGUGGCCUACCAGGCCUCCAGUGAGAGGAACUUCCACAUCUUCUACCAGAUCUGCAAAGGAGCCAACGCAGAUGAGAGGCUCCAAUGGCACCUCCCGGAGGGCGCCGCCUUCUCCUGGCUGCCCAACCCAGAGAGGACCUUGGAAGAGGAUUGUUUCGAGGUGACCAGAGAGGCCAUGCUUCAUUUGGGCAUCAGUGCCCCCACCCAGAACAACAUCUUUAAGGUCCUAGCUGGGCUGCUGCACCUCGGCAACAUCCGGUUUGCUGACUCCGGGGACGAAGCCCAGCCCUGCCAACUGAUGGACGAUGCCAAGUGUUCUUUCAGGACAUCAGCCUCGCUUCUGUGGCUCCCAGAAGACCCACUGCUGGAGACACUGCAGAUCAGAACCAUCAGGGCAGGCAGGCAGCAGCAGGUGUUCCGGAAGCCCUGCUCCCAAGCUGAGUGUGACACGCGCAGAGACUGUCUGGCCAAACUGGUCUACGCACGGCUAUUUGACUGGCUGGUAUCGGUGAUCAACAGCAGCAUCUGCGCAGACCCCAACUCCUGGACCACUUUCAUAGGCCUGCUGGAUGUGUACGGAUUUGAGUCCUUUCCCGACAACAGCCUGGAACAGUUGUGCAUCAACUAUGCCAACGAGAAGCUGCAGCAGCACUUCGUGGCUCAUUACCUCAGGGCGCAGCAGGAGGAAUACGCAGUUGAGGGCCUGGAGUGGUCAUUUGUCAACUACCAGGACAACCAGACCUGUCUGGAUCUCAUCGAGGGGAGCCCCGUCAGCAUCUGCUCCCUUAUAAAUGAGGAAUGCCGCCUUAACCGGCCCAGCAGCGCAGCCCAGCUCCAGACACGCAUUGAGAGUGCUCUGGCAGGCAGCCCCUGCCUGGGCCACAACAAGCUCAGCCGGGAACCCAGCUUCAUUGUGGUGCAUUAUGCGGGGCCUGUGCGGUACCACACCGCAGGCCUGGUGGAGAAGAACAAGGACCCUGUCCCCCCUGAGCUGACCAGGCUCCUGCAGCAAUCCCAGGACCCUCUGCUCAAGGUACUGUUUCCUGCUGACCCUGAAGAGACGUCCCAGGAGGAGCCCUCUGGCCAGAGCAGGGUCCCUGUGUUGACUGUGGUGUCCAAGUUCAAGGCCUCCCUGGAGCAGCUUCUGCAGGUCCUGCACGGCACGACGCCCCACUACAUUCGCUGCAUCAAGCCCAACGGCCAGGGCCGGGCACAGACCUUCCUCCGGGAAGAGGUCCUGAGCCAGCUAGAGGCCUGUGGCCUCGUGGAGACCAUCCACAUCAGUGCUGCCGGCUUCCCCAUCCGCGUCUCUCACCAGAACUUUGUGGAACGAUAUGAAUUACUGAGAAGGCUCCGUCCUCGCAUAUCCCCAGCCCCUCACAUCCCAUCUGAUAAAGGGUGCUCAGAAUGGUCUCCACGUGCCGAGGCGCCCACACUGCAACCUCUACUCCAGGACAUCUUCCACUCUCUGCCAGCUCUAACUCGGGCAGCAGCCACACCUGGUGGCCCAGCUGAGGCCACGCCAGCCUCGGUGCACUGCGGCAGGACCAAGGUGUUCAUGACUGACUCCACGCUGGAGCUUCUGGAACACGGGCGCGCCCAGGUGCUGGACCAGUGUGCCCGCUGCAUCCAGGGCGGCUGGAGGCGACACCGGCAGCGCAAGCAGGAGAGGCAGAGGCAGGCUGCUGUGCUCAUCCAGGCAGCAGCUCUGCUGUUGCUGCGGCGCCAGGGCACCAAGAGCUCUAACGACAUUUUACUCUCUCUGCUGUUUGGGGCAAACCCCUUAGCCAUUCGUUCCUGGUUAACUCGGAAACACAUCCAGAGGCUGCACACAGCUGCCACCGUCAUCAAGCGCGCGUGGCACAAGUGGAGAAUCAGAAUGGCCUUUCUUGCUUCUAAUGAACUGGAUGGUGUGGAAGAAAAACACUUGUCUCAAGCUCCCCAUUCCCCAAGUGCCCUCCCACUGCCACAGGCAUACACCCAGCUGCUGGGGGCAAUCAUCCGCCUCUGGCCCCUGGGACUGGUCCUGGCCAACGCGGCCGUGGGGGUACGUGGCUUUCAGAGGAAACUGGUGGUCUGGGCCUGCCUCCAGCUCCCCAGCAGCGGCCCCAGUAGUUACCCCGUCCAGACAGCACAAGAACAAGCUGGAGUCACGUCCAUCCGGGCGCUGCCUCAGGGCUCGAUAAAAUUUCACUGCAGAAAGUCUCCACUGCGCUAUGCUGACAUCUGCCCUGAACCUUCGUCCUACAGUGUUACUGGCUUUAAUCAGAUUCUGCUGGAAAGACACAGACUGGGCCACGUGUGAUCUCUUCUCACCUUCCAUCCUUACCCUGGCUGGGUGAUCCAUGGCGCCUUUGUUUCUACAAGGCCUUUUCCUGCCAGCUACCUUGCCAAUGACAUUUAAUCAACACACAGCUGCCAAACUAUUCCCACAGCGACUCCAAGACUCCAGGUCGGUGUGAGAGAGCAAUGGCUCCCGCCUGCCUGAAAACCAGGGCUGCAGCCGCGAAUCCACCAGUGGGCCCGGGGCUCCAAUCUCAUCUCAAGCACUCACAGGUGUCAGGGUUAGUUGUUAUCAAACCAGGGUUAAGAAACAUCAGGGCCACCAAGAAGUGCACAUUUUAACUACCUUCACUGAUCCAACUCUAAUCAAACAGGAUUA
Rhinolophus ferrumequinum (greater horseshoe bat) is the source of this 3766-nucleotide messenger RNA. It is a transcript of the gene MYO19, whose product is annotated as myosin XIX. Gene Ontology annotation, cellular component: actin cytoskeleton; myosin complex; vesicle. The transcript has 26 exons. Gene Ontology annotation, biological process: actin filament organization; vesicle transport along actin filament. NCBI's taxonomy places the organism in Eukaryota, Metazoa, Chordata, Mammalia, Chiroptera, Rhinolophidae. The record is from RefSeq and is a predicted model, not a curated record. Bases 434 to 3409 code for a protein of 991 amino acids. Gene Ontology annotation, molecular function: actin filament binding; microfilament motor activity; ATP binding.